CAUUCACAAUUCACAUGUGCAAUCAUAUUCCUCCAACGCCACAUGUAAGUAAAUAAGAAAAAUAGAAAAAUCGUAAAUCAAUAAGGGGUGAGGUUUGAGAUUUUCAAAUUCUUUCUGGACAUUUCGGAAAAUGACCAAAUUAAUCAGAUCUUUGCUCCAGCUAAUUCUCGGAAUAGGCGUGUGGCUGGUUUUGAUGUCAUAUGCGAAUUCGAACACAUUGUAUUACAAAUGUUUCCUGUGCCCACUUCCGUUUUGGGCAAUUGUUGUUUUUGGGGUGUAUUCAGUGUCUACAGUCUUGUACAGAACUUUGAAAGUUAAUGAUUGUCCAGAUGCUGCGAAAGAGCUUUUGGAAGAAAUCGACAUGGCCAGGGCUGAGUUGAAACGGAAAGGAAUGAAGUCAUUGCAAUAAAACUAACCUAAAGAUAAGGCACUUAUUCUUGUGAUUGCAGCUGUAUAUUUUUCGUUAUACACAGUAAAAAAGAAAAUAAUUUUCCGUAUAUUUCUCUCAAGCUGUUUUUAUAAGCUCAUUGCAUGUGCAUAUGUGAGCUUUUUUCACCAUACUCCGUCUUGGACGGAAAUUCAUAUUUUACUAAUACGAGAAUUUACAUGCUCUGGCCACCCGGGAGUAAAAUUGUAAUUUACAAUUUGUAAAUAGAAUACUGUUUUCUAAAGAUUAAGAUAAAGUGGACAUCUUACAAAGAAAAUUCAUUAAUUUCCAUCCUGCUGUAUAGCACGCAUGUCAAAGUAGCAAGUUGUUUUUUUUUAUUUUUUUUAAAAUUUACAUUUACUUUACGAAGUUAAUUUUUAAGAAGUUUUCAUCUAACCAUAAUGGCAUCUGAAUCUGACCUUACCGGUAAGAAAUUUGUCUUGAUUGACCUAAGUGGGACCUUACAUGUGGGGGAUGAAGCCACUCCUCGUGCAGUAGAAGCUUUAGCGUCGCUGAAGACUCACGGUUUCACAGUUCUGUUUGUAACGAAUACAACAAAGGAUUCGAAACAAAAAUUGCAUGAACGCUUGAUUCGUUUGGGAUUCGACAUACACGUUGCCGAGCUCUACACCUCAAUGAGCGCCACAAGACUGCACGUUGAAAAACAAGGUUUGAGGCCAAUGCUGUUGAUAGAAGAAGAAGCCAAGAAGGAUUUCGAAGGGAUUAGCGUAAUUGAUCCUAAUUGUGUUGUUGUUGGAUUGUCUCCAAAGGACUUUUGUUACGAAACUCUAAACAUUGCUAUGAGGCUGAUACUUGAAAAAGAUGGACCAAUAAUAGCUGUGCAUGCAGGGAGACGAUACAUGUCCCCGUCCGGAAUGAACAUGGGACCAGGAUGUUUCGUAGCAGGAUUGGAAUACGCAACUGGUCAAACCGCAAAAGUUUUUGGAAAACCAGAAAUUUCUUUUUUCGAAUCUGCUCUUAGCUAUGUUGGUUGCAUUGAUCCUAGUAAAGCCGUGAUGAUUGGAGAUGAUGUCAGGGACGAUGUUUUUGGUGCACAGCAGGCUGGAAUGACUGGCAUUUUAGUCAGGACAGGAAAAUAUCUACCUGAUGAUGAAACAAAAUUUUUGGGAAUCAAGCCUGAUUUUACCUGCGAAAAUUUUGCGGAAGCAGUUGACAUGUUACUUGGUGCAAAUAAACGUCUAUCGUAAAACAUGCCACUAACAUUACUUUGUGAUCUUCUGCAUGUGUCACCCUAGUCAUGCAUCGUAAAGUUGAUGUCAUCGUGAAUUACAUGGCCCCCCUUCGUUUUAAAGCUUCCUAUCGUAAAAUAUUAAUCAUCAGUGUAAUCAACUAUGGGAUUUUGUAACUUUACCAUCUAGCUGGAUGUAAUAUUAAUAGUAUGAACUCAAAGCCAAUUACGAUAAUAAAUAUCUUUAAUAGUU
This is a messenger RNA of Folsomia candida, 1869 nucleotides long. Its product is annotated as haloacid dehalogenase-like hydrolase domain-containing protein 2. The record is from RefSeq and is a predicted model, not a curated record. The transcript has 8 exons. NCBI's taxonomy places the organism in Eukaryota, Metazoa, Arthropoda, Collembola, Entomobryomorpha, Isotomidae. Gene Ontology annotation, molecular function: phosphatase activity. The coding region runs from base 829 to 1635 and encodes 268 amino acids. Gene Ontology annotation, biological process: dephosphorylation.